This is a messenger RNA of Erythranthe guttata (spotted monkey flower), 1952 nucleotides long. NCBI's taxonomy places the organism in Eukaryota, Viridiplantae, Streptophyta, Magnoliopsida, Lamiales, Phrymaceae. The record is from RefSeq and is a predicted model, not a curated record.
AUGAAUGUUUGGUCUGUAAGUAAAACCCUAGAAGAAAAAACAAUGCGGAAUCUACCAUCCGAACUCAUCGAAGACAUCCUCCGCCGCCUCCCGGUGAAAUCCCUAAAGCGUUUCCGCUCCGUGGCUAAAGCAUGGUGUUCUCUGAUAGACAGCGACAGGUUCAUCAAAAUGCAUCUGCGCCACUCUCUAACCUCACUCUCCAACCGCCACCUCAUCACCGGCGGCGCCGGGGUUUGCAGCGUCGCUCUGGAUUCGCUCGACAAGGCCCACGCCGUGAAGCCGCCGUUCGAUUGCAAGAGCGGCGAUAUGAUCUCCUACUCCUGUAACGGUAUAUUUCUCCUGAUGAGCGAUCCCCCUGUUUUAUGGAACCCCUUUUCCAGAGAGUAUAGAGUUCUGCCCGAUUGUCCCGUCGAAUACGCCGCUACGGCGGCGGAGUGUUACUGCAACAAGGCAGGUUACGAGUUCGGCUACGACUCGAGAAAUGACGACUACAAAGUAAUUAGGGUUUUGGAUUUCAGGCACAAAAUUACCCACGCUCCAAUGGCGAACGAGACCAAAAUCUACAGCCUCAAGUCGAAUUCCUGGAGGAGAAUCGAACCCCUCCCUUACCCGCUCCUGUUCUUGAGGUUGAACUGGCGCGUCCACGUCAACGGGGUGCUGCAUACUCUGGUUCCGGAUCCGGAUAAUGUGUACGGGGCGAGUAUCAUGUGCUUCAGUUUUGAGACGGAGAGGCGUUAUCAGAUGCUGUUGCCUCGUCGGAUAAGGAUCAAGGGUUUUGAUGUGAGUUUGGAUGUUACUGGCGGUUGUCUUUCUGUGGUUUGUAAUAAUUUGGAUAUGGUUGUGGUUUGGGUGAUGAAGGAAUAUGGAGUGAACGAUUCGUGGGUUAAAUUGGUGUCGGUUACUCCCCCUGUGUUUGAAGGGAAUGAUUAUGUGAAACCGUUGGUGUAUUCGAAAGAGGGUGGUAGGGUUCUUUUGCUUGGUAAAACGCUUUUUUGGUACGAUUUGAGAAACCAAAGUGUUGAUUAUGUGUUCAUUGAGGGUUUGCCUUUUGUGUUUUAUGCCGAAGCUUGUGUUGAGAGCCUCGUUUCUCUUGGUGGUGAAAUCAAGAAUUGGGGGUGUGAGAAAGAGAAAAGGAAGGAUAAAACAACCAAGAAGAGACAUCCUCUGCCGCCUCCCAGUGAAAUCCCUCAAGCGUUUCCACGGAGCUGGCGCGUGCACGUUAACGGGGUAUUGCAUUCGAUGGUAAGGGGUUCCGUUUCCGAGAACGAGGCGAGAAUCAUGUGUUUUAGUCUAGAGACCGAGAAGCAUCAUCGGACGAUGAUGCUUCCUAAUGGGAAUAAGCUACGUGGUGUUGAUGUUGGAUUGAAUUUGAUUGACGAUUGUCUUUCUGUGGUGUGUCUGAGUAGAAGCGGGGUUGGUGUUUGGGUGAUGAAGGAGUAUGGAGUGGAUUCUUCGUGGAUAAAAUUGGUCUCGGUUACCCCUCCUGCGUUCGAAAGGAAACAUUACGCGGACCCGUUGGUGUAUUCGAAAGAGGGAGAUAAGGUUCUUUUGAAUUGCGAUAAUGAGAGGCUUGUUUGGUAUGAUUUGAGAAAGAAAAGUGUUGAUUAUGUGCGUGUUGAUGGUUUGCGGUCCUCGUUUUACGCCGAAGCUUGUGUCGAGAGCCUCGUUUCGCUUAGUGGUGGCAAAGGUGGAAUCAAGAAUUUGGGACACGAGAAGGAGAGAAAGAAGGAAGAAAAUAAGGAAGAAGAGGUGAAAUUUUAGUGUUAUGUAAAUCGUAUUUGCAUAACGAGCAUUCUUUUUGCAGGGACGAUUUCUUGUCUAAGGGUUUCAAGUUGGUUCUCUCAUUAGCAAUAUAACUUAUUUUUUAUUCAUUUCAGACCAAAGAUCACAUUACACCAGACACAAGGGAAGCUAAGAUAAACUCCCUCAUUAUAGAAAUACCAUUUUAUAAA